This is a messenger RNA of Zingiber officinale, 902 nucleotides long. Its product is annotated as predicted GPI-anchored protein 58. Bases 1 to 684 code for a protein of 227 amino acids. NCBI's taxonomy places the organism in Eukaryota, Viridiplantae, Streptophyta, Magnoliopsida, Zingiberales, Zingiberaceae. The transcript is spliced from 2 exons. The record is from RefSeq and is a predicted model, not a curated record.
AUGGCAUGGUUUGUGGUAGCGCCACUGUUACUAUUGUUAUGUUCGAGCACUUUAACCGAAGGCAUCGUCGCUUCUAGUGAUCGAGGACAAGAAAAGCUUCAUGCUACCUUGGGUUACUAUUAUACUUCUCCUCCGAACUCCGGCCAACCGCCGGCCGAGCAUGACAGGCCAUCCGCCCCACCGCCACAACACGGAGGCGCAGAGAAGAAAAAACCGGCGCCGCCUCCGCCAACUCCUUCAUGUGGACGGCCGGUGCAACCGCCUCCGUACGAACCCGCCGCCACAGUGUGGACAACCGCCUGCGCCUCCGCUCUGUGCUCAACGGCCGGUGCCUCCACCGCCUCCGCCGCACAAGAAUCCUUCUCCAUCCCUACCACCGCCGUACGGCAAACCGACACUGCCAUCUCCUCCCCGGAAGCACCCGCCACCGCACCAUGCACGCCCCCCGCCGCAUCAUGGCCGCGCGCCAACAAAGCCACAGCCAUGCCCGCCGUCCCCACCGCCGCAAAGACAACCGCCACCUCACCAUGCUUAUCCGCCCCCGGCCUACGGUGGCAAUCCGCCGCCACCUCCGACGUCCUACUACCUGCCGCCUCCGCCGCGACGAGUUCCAACUCCGUCGUCGCCAUACCAGCAUCCACCAUCGCCGCCGUAUCUCAACUAAGCCAGCCUGUAGUGCAGUAGCUAAUCAAUAUUGUUAAGCAUAAUAUCGGAGAUAAUUAUGUAGGCAAUCGCGCGAAGUUAAGAACCAUCGACGAUGAAGAAGAACUACUCGUGUUUUAAUUUGCAGUAAAGAAACUGAAAUAAUUGCAUCAAAAUCCAAACUGUUUGGAUCCGGAUCAAUGUCGACUCGGUUCAAUGUUGUUUAACUCCAUUAGCAAGUCGAAUCGCGCAAAGGUGUA